AUGACGGCGCUAUUGUUGUCAUCUUCCCUCAGGAGGGCAUCGUUUUGGACCAGAUGCUUGAUGGAGUCAUUAGGAGGUGGAUGCGUCUGGAUGGAUGACCGCAAGCCGGUGGAUCUGUUUGGCGCCAUGGUGGUGUCGACGGCUGGCCAACCUAGCAAGGAUAACGUGGAACUCUUUCCUGUAGAUGGGGUCCGAACCCAAGCGCCAAGACAAAACUGGACCCCCAAGUCCGCCCCAGCCCGAACGCUCCCCAAGACCCCUCCCCAAUUCCAAAAGCAUUCUACUUCGUCUCCGCCUCCCAAACCCCUGCUGCGACGCGCACCCACUCCGGCGGCAUGCUUGCCGUGUCGACCAUGCGCCACGCCGCGUCGCCGUGCCGUCGCCGUCGCCGUCGCCGUCGCGGACGCCGCGCCUCUUCGCCUCUUGGUCUCCGACCCACCGCCUCCUCCCGUCACCGUCCCUGACCCCGCGCCACCUCGGGUCGCCCUCGCGGACCCCGCGUCCCCUUCGCCGAUUCCGCGCUUCGGACCUUCGCCGUCGCCGCUUCUGCCUCACCUGCUGCGCCUCCCCGCCCCCGUACUCGCGGGAUCACGGACCGGCGCCAUCGCCUCCCACCGCCGCCUCCACGCACGUUGCGUUCCGCCACUGCAGGGCGCGGGGACCGACGACCUGCUCGAGGGAGAGCCCGUACAGCCGCCGAUCUCUACCGCCAGGCCUGCGUGGUGGCGCUUGGUGUGCGCCCUCUCGACAGAGACCACCAAGCACCGUAGUUUACAUGUGAUUGUUUUGCUUGUGUUGUCUGCAUUGAAGAACAGCAACUUUCAGUCCUUUGUUGAGGAGAAGGCAACCCGAUUUAAGGUUCCUUCCAGGCUCACGGCGCGACAGCUGCUCGGAGCUGCUGCUAUCACAUUCCUCUUUGAUGUUGCUGUGAUGGGGAAGGACCUCAACGAGGUUUGUGCCUAUCUUAUGACGUAUGCACAGGAGGUUAAGGAGGAGGACUUGGCAAAGGCUCAGAUUCUGGAUAGUCAAGUGGGCAUUACCAAUGUUGAGGAGUGACUAUACUACUGAUUGGAAUAGGCAAUUUCAAGGUUUGGAGGCUCUGAACCAUGGAUAUAUGACCCAGUUUUAGCAAUUACAGUAUGAAUGGUCUUGUGAUCACGGUUGUAUGCAUACGUAGAGUACAUGAGAUUAGAUGUCCUUUCACAGUGAUCGCUUUGAAAAACGUUAAGAGUCUAGGCAGUUUUGUAGUAAUUGGCUAUCACAGAAGGCAAAUAGGGGGGAAUGGAUAAGGACAAGCUUAAACUGUAGAAGCAUCUUUCUCUAAUCAAGUGGCUUGAGAUGCCCUGAUGCUUUCUGUCUUUCUUUCACUUGUUUUGGUAGAGUCCUUUGCUCUUACCUGGCCUUUUGGUUAAUCUGGGGCAGAUGCUGCUACGUUGGUCCCAACAUGCAGUUGUGCUGUUUUUGUUUUUCUCUAGGGAUAGUUCUCUUUACUUCCUGUUUUUCCUUAUUAGUCAUAAUGUUCUGUUUUCUUGAACUUCGCGGUGUGCUUUGGUUUACAAUUCUUUGAAGGAGUUCGAUGGUACACGAACAAAGAACUGAAAGAAGUACUGUUAUGAUAUGAUAGAAUGACUUAUUUUUAAUUCAGCCACAACCAAAUUACCUGACCAUUUAGUAUGCUUCGCGGUGUGUCUUUGGAAUAAUGGUUUGUUGGGUUCAUGGUCUUGGGUUAUUUGUCCUUUUUAUUUUUUGUGGUCAAACAAGAAAUUUGUAUUAGGUGUGCUUUUAGUGAUCGACUAGGUUCUACUAGCUUUCAACAUUUAUCCUUGGAAUGGACAAAUGCAAUCAACUCAUGUUAGCCAACUCGCGACCGAUAUCGCAGUGACUGCCUUGCCCCCGUUGAGAGUCAGCCGAGAGAAGAGACCGGCCUGAUCCCGGAUCUCCUCCGCCGGCGCGGCUGGCUAGAGCAGAGCUGGGAAAGGAGCACGGGAGAGCUUUGUGUAUACGUAGUAGUUUUAGGUUCAGGUCUUCCUGUAUGGUUGUUGGCGCGAUGCCGGUCUGGAGCUCGCCGCCUGCGCAACCAAGCUGCGCGUGGUUACCUACAGCGGAGGCUCUAUUCACCUUGCUGCUCCAUGGCGGAGAAACAAGUGUUGGCCAUGCUGCUGGAGUCUCCCUAAACAAGUGUUGAGUCCCUUUUCUUGCAGGACGUCUUGCUCUUCUUCUCCUGUUCCGGUGGUCACCAUGGAGGUGGAGGAGUUGAGAAGAAGAGGGCUGUUGGAUGUGAGCGAUUGGGUAGCGGUUCAUUCGCAUCGGCCUUUACGACAGAGCUACGGCGCCGGCCAUGGCCUUGCCGUCCUGUGGAGGACAAGCAAGUGGUUCUUGGCUGCUGGUGUCUGAAGCCUCGCCGGUGACCAUUAUGGCCGAAGGGCGGCCCCGAAGAAUUCUGGCACCUGAAAUCUGGCGUCUGCUCAAGUUCUUCCUCCUGGCUUCGGUGCCUUAUGGGAGGAAGUGUAGUUUUUGCUUGGAGUCCAUCCAUCCUACCGGCUUCUCCUGGAGUUGGCUAUGGUGUGGUUGCGUCCCCGGCGGCGGCCGGAAGCGUAUUCAAUAGAAGACUACGAUUUGGACCUGAUUGCUUUUCUUAUCCUCAGUCUAAGGUCUUUUGUGUAAAAUUACUGGACUUGGUUGUUAUUUUUCUUUCUUUGGAGACCUCUAUGGAGCUUCGUACUGUCACAGAUAAUUAAUGAGAAGCUCUCUGGGUCCUUCCGGACCCAUCUCUAUUAACAAAAAUAGCUUUAUGCCUGUAUUGGCACCUCAACA
Messenger RNA from Aegilops tauschii subsp. strangulata, 2814 nucleotides. RefSeq lists its product as uncharacterized. The record is from RefSeq and is a predicted model, not a curated record. NCBI's taxonomy places the organism in Eukaryota, Viridiplantae, Streptophyta, Magnoliopsida, Poales, Poaceae.